This is a messenger RNA of Arabis nemorensis, 426 nucleotides long. The record is from the annotation of a GenBank genome assembly. NCBI's taxonomy places the organism in Eukaryota, Viridiplantae, Streptophyta, Magnoliopsida, Brassicales, Brassicaceae.
AUGAAGAAACAAAACGACAACGCUUUGAUCCUUGCGGCGAAAGUAAUCGAAACAAAAGCCAAAAACUCUAACCUAGUCUUCUCUCCAGCAUCAAUAAACUCGGCGAUUACAAUGCACGCAGCUGGUCCGGAUGGUGACUUAGACGCCGGUGGAAUCCUAUCCUACUUGAGAUCUUCUUCACUCGAUGAGCUCAAAGCCGUUUUCAGCGAAAUCUCCACCGUUGUUUUAGCUAACAAUAGCUCACGUGACAGUCCAAAAAUCAGUGCCGCGAAUGGCCUAUGGAUCGAUAAAUCACUUGCGAUUGAUCCCAAGUACAAGAAACUCUUUGAGAAUUUUUUCAAGGCUUUUUACGCUAAAGUAGAUUUCCGAUCAAAGGUACGUAACCUUUUCUUGAUUUGUAUAGAAGAAGCCAUGCCUAGAGUAUGA